Molecule: messenger RNA, 2545 nt
Organism: Fimicolochytrium jonesii
Lineage: Eukaryota; Fungi; Chytridiomycota; Chytridiomycetes; Spizellomycetales; Powellomycetaceae
Exons: 3
Coding region: 167-2545 (792 amino acids)
Biological process (GO): double-strand break repair via nonhomologous end joining; protection from non-homologous end joining at telomere; interstrand cross-link repair
Molecular function (GO): 5'-3' DNA exonuclease activity; damaged DNA binding
Source: RefSeq, a predicted model, not a curated record
CAACGACGUCGGGCAUCCCAAGGCGUAAACGACAACCAAACACCAUUGCUGGGCGAUGCGGGACAAGCACUUCGAUACGCUUGCUUCCACGCUCAAUAUCUUUCCCGGGCCCUCACUUUGGACGUAUAGUUAGCAGAGCCGUCGGGUCCUAUUUUUUUUCCCCCCAAUGCAAAAGCGAAAAGGCUCCAACGUUCAACCAGCAGGGCAAAACUCAAAGAAGAAGGCUCGCGGAAGCUCCUCGUCGGCACCGGCCUCGCUGACUUCAGAGGGUUCCACUCUCACGGACUAUUUUGCCGCAUGUCGUGGGCCAGCAAACAGGGACGCCGCGGACGCGAAGGAGAACCCUGAGAAGGGUGAGGCGGGUGUUGGAUAUGCAGAGGAUGGAAGCAAGCUGUUAUGUCCAGUAUGCGGGAUACAGCUGAGCGGUGGAAGCGGUGUGAAGGUCAAUCAGCAUGUCAACCAGUGUCUGGAUGCACUGGCCGAGCAAGGGUUUGGGGACGACGCUGAGCUGAUGGACUUUGAGGAUCAGGCCACAUCGGGCGCAAGUUCUGGAACGCGCGUAGAGAGUGCUGGGUCGGCCAUACUUUCUGUAUGUCGUGUUGAUGGCUCGGGCGAGAGAAGCGAAGAUCAGGUUGAAAGGCGGCGUAAACUAGAGGUUCCCGCAUCAGAGCUGGAUUUUGUAGCAUCAAUAUCCGUGGAUCACAAUCUGCCUGUCACGUCAGUAACUGAGCACAUCGCCGUACAUAUCAAGAAUGAGCCUUCAAUGUCCCCUAUACCCAACUUCGAAGCUCUGCCCGUCACCGAAAGUCCCGCGGAACAAGAGACCGAUCCCAUGGACGCAAUCGAUGCCGCUUCCUGCGCAGAUCUAGCGAGUGAAUCCGACCAGGACGAGUACUUCUCCCAACUAUACGGCGAUGAUUUAGAAUUGGAACUGGCGGGCAAUGAUGCUUGGGACGCGAUCGACUGGGCUAGUCCGGCUCGUGGCUCAUCCUUCAAGUUGGAGGAAGGCGCCGAGGGGCCAGUCAAAACUGAAGCGACCUGGGAGAGUGAUCCCUUCUUGACGGCGGAUGCGAAGGUCGAGAAUGGAUACGCGAUUGCAAAGAGAAGACCGUGUCCGUGGUACAAACGCAUGCCUGAGACGAGCUUCACUGUCGAUGCGUUCAUGUACGGUCGCGUGGAAGGAUGUCUUGCGUAUUUCCUCACCCAUUUUCAUUCGGAUCACUACGGCGGCCUGAAUCACCGUUUUAACUACGGUCCCAUCUACUGUUCCGAGGUCACCGGGAAUCUCGUCAUCCAACAACUCCGUGUCGAUGAACAAUACAUCAUCCGCCUACCCAUGGAAACCCCAUUUGACGUUCUCGGCGUGACAGUCACUUUAAUAGACGCAAAUCACUGUCCAGGCGCAGUUCUAUUCGUCUUUGAUCUUCCAUGCGGUAAACGAUACCUCCACACCGGGGACUUCCGCGCCCACCCGUCACAUCUGACACAUCCACUGUUACGGGACCGACAUAUUGAUAUCGUGUACCUGGAUACGACGUACUGUGGGCCAUCGCAUAGAUUCCCGCCACAGGAUCUGGUUGUGGGUGCCGUCACCGACUUUGCGGUUCGGUUAUACCGGGGAGAGGAAGCGCAGCACAUCGUUGCGGGUGGGGAGGCGGAACGACAUGGCGCUGUUGGGCUGUUGAGGAAAUGGAUGGGGUCCGCUUUAGGCCUCGCGGCAUCGGCCAAUGGCACAGCCAAGUCCACCGAGUCACCAUCAAAUGGCGGCGCCACCGGCACCCCGAAGCAAUCCCUCCUGGAUUUCAACAAGCAAAACCUCGGUUUCACACCCGCCCCACCCGCCGCGCCCCGCACCAACCCACAUAACAUUCUCAUCCUAGUCGGAACCUACACCAUCGGCAAAGAAAAAAUCUUCCAAUCCAUCGCCACACGUCUCCACACCACAGUCUUCUGCACCGCCGUUAAACGCCGCGUGCUCUACGCAUUACAGGACGAGCAGCUCAUCCGCACCCUAGCUCACACCCUUUCCCCCUCAACCGCCGCCCUGGACGACGACACCCGAACCCCACGAUCCCUGGACGCCCGCGCCUCAGCCAUCCACCUCGUCGCCAUGUCCCAACUCAAACCCACCGACGUCCUCUCCUACAUCCGCCGCCUCAACCUCGACCCCGACCUCGUCCUGUGCAUCCGCCCCACAGGAUGGACGUUCAGACCGCGUAAAGGCGCCGACCCAAUAGAAGAAGAAAAACGCGGCGAAGCUUAUUCUGUCAAAAGCCUCAACCCGACCUACAGCUCCAUCUACAUCGAGACAGACGUGAACAAACAGCGAAGCGGUGCGCCGAUCCCUGCAAGUUCGAAACGGAAACAGGUUCGGUUAGUUACAUUGGGAGUGCCGUACUCGGAGCAUAGCAGUUUUAGCGAGCUGGAGAGCUUUGUGAAGGGGGUGGGAAAGUCCGUAGGGAAGGUUGUCCCGACGGUGGGGAAGAGUGAGAAGAUUGGAGAGUGGUGUAGGAGGUGGGUGGAAGAGAGGGGAAAAAAGGGGUGA